AUGGAACAUCUUUUGCUACCCCUGAAUGCACUAGUAGGCGAGAACGAGAAGGCACCAUAUAUCGCUGGCCCGUACGAUGGUGGCGACUUCCUCAGCUUCCCACAGCGAAGCCGUUUUCGAGCACUGUAUGAGGACAUCAAGCCAGAGGGACACUACGCUUCCUCUCGCAAGGAUCUGGACAUAGGCUCGACUCGUGACCUGGAGGUCUUUCUACAGACAUGGGUCGUGGUCGGGCUCCUGCAUGAGGUCUUUGCACCGCUGCUCACUGUGGAAGCUUUCACCAAGGCCGGUGAGGACGGUGCGAGCCCAAUUCUCAGCACAGCCAAGUUACCUGAGAUUGCCACGCAAUGGACAAGGUCACGAGAAGCCCUGGCUGGUACAGAUGAUGAAAAGCAGCUCCUCGAGCACUUGAUAGAGUGUAUCAUGGCCGCCCAUAGUUUCCUGAUGGCAGCAAGAAAACGUGCCGAAAUAACGGACUCCGUGUUAUGCUCCGCAGCUUCAAUUGGUGAGACGUUGGAGUUUGUCGUCAUGGAGACACUCGACCGUGGUACCCGCAGUCUGAGCACGAAUUGGGAGUUUUGCCUGGACAGUGUCUCCAUUGCCGCGACCAUGCAGAACAAUGGAUGGUGUCCCACUGAUAUACGCAAGUGGCAGGCUAUUGCUGGUGGCUUCCAGACUCUCUACUACCUAAAUAAAGUCACACAGCCGAAGACCAAGGAUCAUGGCAAUUGCGUGGGCGAAGUAUGCGUUGCCUCGCAGUAUAAUAUGGACAACCAGUCCCUUGUACAUCGCUGCGGCAAUCAUGACUGCGGACUGAUAUUCGUGGACGAAGAAGCUAUGCAGACAACUUUCGAAGAUGGCCACUUCGGUAUCUUGAGAUUCAGUGACCUUGAAAACAUCGAGACCCUUUCAAUCGAUGUCGUCUCGUACAAAGAUGAGUCGGAAUACAUUGCGCUCUCCCACGUCUGGGCAGAUGGCCUAGGCAACCCCAACGCGAAUGCAUUACCACGUUGCCAACUGGAACAUGUGGCCAAGUGUGCCGGACAGCUCUCGCGAAAUGCCGGUAACGAUCGCAGUCUUCCGGUAUGGCUCGAUACUUUAUGCUGCCCAGUGUCGAGUCCAAGGCAUCGAAGUAGUUGCUUGAUGCUCAUGCGACAAAUCUAUCAAAAGGCAACCUUGGUGUUGACUCUGGACACUCAGAUCGCACACUUUAAUGCAAGUGACCUUGACUCGGUCGAGAUCUGUGCUCGUGUGCUCUUUUCGGGCUGGACGAGGAGGCUAUGGACGCUGCAGGAGGGUGCCUUGGCUGGAAGCCUGUGGAUUCAGCUCAAAGACCGUGCUGUCGAUCUAGCCAUAGUCGAAGCAGAUAUCAGCAACAUCUACAAACACAACUUUGCUCAUAACCAACUUGCCCUUAUCUUGCUGAGUGGAUUAAGACGUUUGCGUAACUUUGGCCGUCGAAGACAAUCACGACUUGAGCCAGAUCUUGUCGAUGUGAGAUCCGCUUUAGAGUCGAGGUCAGUCACAGUAGCAUCGGAUGAAGCCUUGUGCCUUUGCACUUGUCUUGAUCUCGAUCAGACAGAAGUAGUGAAAGCGGCGAGGGAAGACCGUAUGACCACAUUCUGGCAAACCGCUAUGCGAGCAGAUCUACAAUUGCCUAGCGGACUUCUCUUCUUCACGGGACCUAGAAUGCAGACGAAAGGCCUACAGUGGGCACCGUCUUCUUUCCGAAGCCACGUCAAGUUCCAGAACCUCAGGCGUGCCAAGAAGGCAGAGGAACAAGCCACCAUCACGCCAAAUGGUCUGCUAGUCCAGUGUUCGGUGUUCGAGGUAACCAUCUGUCGCCCACUCACUAGUAACGAAGAGCGAUCCUGGAACACUGUCCUGGAUGACGUGCGAGGUGUCUUCUUAGUCCGACUCGAGCAGCAUCAGUGGUUCAUGCUGCUUCCUGCCGACGGCAAGACUGCCAGCAAUGAAGCGUUCGAUGCCAGAGAUGUUUCGGAGAGGAGGACAUCCUUCGCCGUCUUACAAGAGCUUGACAUACUUGGUAUGCAGCGGAACGAAGUGGCUCAAGGGCUUGUCGGUAUUGUCGGAACAGUACAGCAUGGUCAGCCGCAUACCUUCAUUCUCAACUCUCGUUCUAAUGUGCUGUGUUGCGACGAGAAGAUGUCCAAAACACUUGAAAUACUUCACAGCCAUCGCAGCGACAUUGUAGCUCUGGACGAUAUGUCCGACGACGUUACUGACGGCUUCGAGGCUUCGAGCACUAGUCCAUACAUCUCACGAUUAUCACCCAACACAGCUCAAAGAGUAACACAGUAUGCCGAUGUCUUACUUUCGUCCGAAAGCGCUCUGGUGGAGUGCUUGGUGCGUGACCAAACACGAGAUGCUCGGACCAAGGCUCUCGCUCCCGCAGCUGAAUGGAUGCUCUACUUCCUAGCCGGACGUGUUGGUACCAUCUCGCGCACAUGGCCAUCAGACCAAACGUGGUGCGUUGGCUGA
Molecule: messenger RNA, 2502 nt
Organism: Recurvomyces mirabilis
Lineage: Eukaryota; Fungi; Ascomycota; Dothideomycetes; Mycosphaerellales; Teratosphaeriaceae
Exons: 1
Coding region: 1-2502 (833 amino acids)
Source: RefSeq, a predicted model, not a curated record